Molecule: messenger RNA, 1908 nt
Organism: Capronia epimyces CBS 606.96
Lineage: Eukaryota; Fungi; Ascomycota; Eurotiomycetes; Chaetothyriales; Herpotrichiellaceae
Exons: 1
Coding region: 1-1908 (635 amino acids)
Biological process (GO): transcription by RNA polymerase I; transcription by RNA polymerase II; nucleotide-excision repair
Cellular component (GO): transcription factor TFIIH holo complex; transcription factor TFIIH core complex
Source: RefSeq, a predicted model, not a curated record
AUGGCGCCGCCACAGGGACAAGCGUCAUACAAGAAACAACCGGGCCUGCUGGCCAUAUCGAAAGAUCGCAAAUCAGUGUCAUGGACUCCCGCACAGCCGCCCGACGCCGCGCCUGCCUUGGUGCUGUCUGCAGCAAACAUCACCAACCUGCAACAGACGCCGGAAGCCAGCGCCAAGGUGAUGCUGAAGAUAUUUGCUCAGACUCCAGGCCAGUCGGAACCGGUGGCCUAUGUCUUCACAUUCACGUCGCCAAAUGACCCAAGAAGUGAGGCAAACGCCAUCAAGGACGCUCUGGCAAGUGUCAUUCAAGCCCAGAAAGCCGCUCAAAAUGCCGCAGCCGCCGCUUCAUCCGGCGGCCAAUCGGCGGCCAUGACGAUCGCGAACGCCAUCUCGGGCAGUGGGCGGACGAACAAUCUAUGGGAGGACGACGAGCGGCUGAUCACCGAUGUCAAGCUACAGCAGUCGCUCAUGCAGGAAGACCCAAAUUUGCGGAGGACGUUCUUGGAAGCCCUGAGCCUGAAACCGGACUCCAUAUCCACCACGCAGUUCACCCAACAAUUCUGGUCCUCGCGAGUUCAUCUGUUGCGGGCGCAUGCCAUAGCCCAAAAUCAGGGCAGAGGCAAGUACAACGUCUUUUCGGAGCUGCGGCGCGAAGACGGAGGGACCAAACUCAGCUUGACCCAAGAUCAUGUGCGUGCCAUCUUCGAGCAGUACCCAAUCAUGCGGACGAUCUACGACCAAGUCGUACCCCACCGAUGCAAAUCUGAAGUCGAGUUCUGGUCCCGAUUCUUCCAGAGCCAGUUGUUCAUGAAACUGCGCGGUCUUAAGUUCGAUCCGACCAAAGAGUCUCGAGACAAGUACCUCGACACGGACGAGUUCCUCAACCAUCCCGAAUUAACCGGACUCAGACCGACAUCUACUGACCUGCACAUACCCAAAUUCAUCGAUCUAGAGGGGAACGAAGAAGAUAACAGUCAACGCAAGGGCAAUCGGCCUGACAGCGAACUUCGAGCGACAGCUCUGGACAAGGCACCCAUCAUCCGCAAGCUGAAUGCCCUGAGUGAGAAGCUCAUGGCCGCAGUCACGCCGUCGGAUACCGAUGCAUCGGCUCCUAUUGGCAUGACUGAAGUUGAAUAUGAGAGGCUUCGACUCCGCGACUUGGAGGGUGACCCAGAGCAGCAUCGGAUCAUCUUGAACAUCCGAGACCAGAGCCGCUUCUUUUCCGACAGCCGCUCAGCUCAGGACGGGUUUCCGGCCAAUGGAGUCGACAGCAACCCAUUCCGGGGCCUCGAUCCGUCCAAGGCCAUCAAAGACAUCCAUGGCGAUAUUGUGCGCCAGUUCCCGAAGCCAGGGACCGGCGUUAUCCCCAUCGAGGCCUACGAAGCCGAGGAUGAGGAGAUGGACGACGACAUGUCGCGGUCAGAGUCUGGCUCGGCGGCCGCGAUGAACCACAUUCUCUCUUUGAUUCAAGCCCAUAGAAAUCAGACGAAGGAGAUCCCUGAAGCCUCUGGCCUCAGCACGGCCAUCUAUGACCGCUUGACCAUCACGCACGCCACGACAAUCGAAUUCCUGAGGCAGUUCUGGAAUGCGUUUCUUUCUGGAGACGCGUCCCGCGCAAACCAGGUGGCUUCGCUCGUGGAAAGUAUUAAUCGAGCACUCGACCGCAUCAACAUCAUCGCCGAGGACGCCGAGAAGGAGAGACAGGAGCAUAUUCGAGCUCAGGAGCGCAGUCUGGAAGAGCGGUUCCGCAAGACCGGGCGGAGGCAUCGACUCGACCAUAGCGCCAUCCAUGGCGGCGGCUCCGUGGUUAAAGAGCUGCUUGGUCCCACCAUCAAAAGUCUCGCCAACGCCGUCGAGAGGUACAAACAGGCCUUUGAGGAGCAGGCCAGAGGUCUGGGCGAUGGAUGA